Acanthamoeba castellanii str. Neff is the source of this 1272-nucleotide messenger RNA. Its product is annotated as dipeptidase. Gene Ontology annotation, biological process: proteolysis. NCBI's taxonomy places the organism in Eukaryota, Discosea, Longamoebia, Acanthamoebidae. Gene Ontology annotation, molecular function: metallodipeptidase activity. The record is from RefSeq and is a predicted model, not a curated record. Bases 1 to 1272 code for a protein of 423 amino acids. The transcript is spliced from 12 exons.
AUGGCUGACGACGCGGGGUUUUCCACCAUCUCCAUCUCGUCUCGGCGCGGCCCCUACGAGGAGGAGCGUGAGGUCGAACGGCAUGGCUUCUUCAUGGUGUUUCUCGCGACGCUCGUUCUCGUCGUGGUGCUGGUCAUCGCGGUGGCCGUGCCCAUGUCGCUCAGCUCCGAUGACGAGCACGGCAGCGACAAGCCCCCCGCGUUCGAUUCGCCGCUAGCUCGGGCCAAGUACCUGCAGCAGCAUUCGCCGCUGGUGGACGGCCACAACGACCUCCCGUGGGCUCUCCGCCAGAUGCUCAACAACAACCUCACCGCCAUCAACCUCGACCAAGUGCAAUCCGACCUGAUGACGGACUUGCCGCGGCUGCGGGAGGGCCUGGUGGGGGCGCAGUUCUGGUCGGUCUACGUCACCUGCGGGCAGGAGGCCUACAACGGCUCCCGCGCCGUGCAGGCCACCAUGGAGCAGAUCGACGUCGUCUACCGGCUCAUCGAGCGGUACCCGAAGGACCUCAAGCUGGCGCUGACGGCGAACGACCUCGUGGAGGGCUUCAAGGAGGGCAAGAUCGCGUCGCUUAUCGGCAUGGAGGGCGGCCAUUCGAUCAACAACUCACUGUCCACGCUCCGAAUGUUCCACCGUCUCGGCGCUCGCUACAUGACGCUCACGUGGGCGUGCACGCUCGAUUGGGUGGACAGCGCAAACGGUCCCUUCCUCCACAACGGCCUGACCGCCUUCGGCGAGGAGGUAGUGCGUGAGAUGAACAGGCUGGGCAUGCUGGUGGACAUCUCCCACGUGUCGCCGGCUGUCAUGCACGCCGCCAUCAACGUCUCCGCCGCCCCCAUCAUCUUCAGCCACAGCAACGCCCGAGCGCUCUGUGAUCACAUUCGCAAUGUGCCCGACGAUGUGCUGGACAGGAUUCCGGCCAACGGCGGGAUGGUGAUGGUGGUGUUCUACCCUGAGUUUGUGCGGCUCGAGAAUCCCAGGAAUGUCACCAUCAAGGACGUCGUGAACCACAUCGACUACAUCAAGAACAGGAUCGGUGUGGAUCACGUGGGCCUGGGGAGCGACUUUGACGGGGUAUCGUACAUGCCUACCGAUCUCGGCAACGUGUCCCGCUUCGUCGACAUCACCAUCGAGCUCAUCGACAGAGGGUACACGGACGAGGAGAUCAAGAAGGUGCUGGGCCUGAACACCAUCCGCGUCAUGCGCCAGGCCGAAGCCGUGGCGGCUCGGCUCCAGAAGACCACCCGCCCGUCCGACGCCGUCUGCUGCUGA